UGGAACCUUGGUGAGUGAUAUUGUUGUCUUUGGUGGUACGAUUUAAAAAUUUUGAUUUUAUUAAAAAACAUUGUUUUGUGUUGUUCACAUUCAGCUACCAUUCGUAUAGUUGUUUUGCUGUACGUAAAAUUUCAAAUCUAAACUUUCAAGUGAAAAUGGCUGCCUUAAUCGUACAAUCGCGUUUCGCUGGUCUUAACAUUGAAGAUGACGAUUUUCCCACGUCGAGUAGCGUCCAAAAGCCUAAGAAAACCAAAGUAGAAAAUAAUAAAAAGUGCGAAGUACCUAAAAAACCAAAAGCUAAUGGCAACAAGUCUCAGAAUGCAAAUAAGAAAAAAAAGCAGAAGGCAAACGGCGCAACACCAGAGCAGUGGGAACAAUGGAAGGAAAAGGAUGUGGAACUUGUUGAUGGCAAUUUUGAAACUGAAUUACAACAAGCAAUUCUUUUAUCCAAACUUGAUUAUGAAGAAAAGAAAGAUGUGUACAAACAACUGAAGAAGGAUGCACAAAUGGAGAAGAAAACUGAAUCAAUCCGUGUGAAUAAUAAAAAAAUGAAGAAGAAAAAUGUUAUGAGCUUGGAUCAAUUUAAUGGAAUGGUCAAUCCUGCAGAAGAUGUUAAAAUCAUUCAAAAUGAUGAAGUAGCAGAAGAAGAAAAAUGUAUUAAUAAAGACACAGAGUUUUUCGAAAGAAUAAAAGAUGACACAAAAAAUGAAUUGCUUAGAGAAAAAAUAAUUGAUAGAAUUAAAAACCAAAACAAUGCAUCUGAUGAAGUUUUAACAAGAGUACAGUUUGCUGAUGCUUUGGAUAAGAAGAAUCAAGAAAUAGCAGCAUUACGUGAGGAACUUGUGACUUUGAAAAAGGAAUUACAUACAGUGAAAACAAGAAAUAAAAAGCUAUGCAAUAUUCUUGGUCAAGGAGAAAUGAAAGACAAAGCAGAAUUACUAAUAGAUGUGGAGAGACUGCACUCGGUAAACUCUGAACUGACUGCUGAGCUGGCAUCACUACAUUCUGAUCUUGAAAAGGAACGUUCCAGGAACACAGACACUAAAUCUAGAGAUAAGAAAUAUCCAAAUAAAAAGAAAAGCAUCCGUUUCGAUGUCUCAUCCGAGGCUCUUGUUACAAAAGAGGCUGGUUGCGGUCCGGAAUGACAACAAACAACAGCUGAUUAAUGUAAAAAUAUAAAAUAAAUAUAUGUACAGAUGGAUAAGUUGACAUUUUAACCCAACAAUUGUAGGCUGAGAUAGCAUUUAUUUAUUUUUUACUGAUCAUAAUGCUAGUUUCACAAGAAGGCAGAACAGUGCGGUAAGCAGUAGGGCAGUGCAAAAUAGUACUUUUCUGUAUGGCUGUGUGUCCAAACAGUAGCAGUACUGUUCUGUCUUACUAUACUGCCUUUUUUGUAAAAUAUGGUCUAAAAUAACCCCUUUGACGCCUAAAGCCUAAUUAAAUUAGUGAAAAAAUCAUAGUGAAUAAAGUCUACCAUCAUUGGGUUUAAAAUCGAGGGCUUGUUUUUUUAAUGAUAAAAAUAAAAAUCUCAUAGAUCUAUAUCUUUACUUUAAUAUCUAUUUUAAAAAAUAAAAAAUUCCUCAGUGAAGUGAUUUUUAUUAUUCCACGGCCGUAAUAAAUAUUGUGACCGAUUUAGUAUUACUCGCAUGCGAGAAAUAAAAAAGUAUAUUUUGAUAUACGUAUAUGGUAUUUUAUUUAUAAUCUGUGUUAUAUGCACUUGUAAGCAUAAGUUUCCAUUGCUUAAAACCAAUGGCCGAAACACCCAAUUUAAACCGCCGAAAUCCAUAUGGACCCGACACUGGGUAUGGAUAUCCGUGACGUCGCCCGUGCCUUACUAAAAAACGAUAGGCAAUGCGAUCUUACUUUAAGAAUACGUAGCGAAAACUAAACUGUAGAUGCAGAUGUUCAGUUUGUUGCAUAAAUAAAUCUUUGAUGCAGCGGGAAAGAGGAUAAAUGAAAAAUAAUAUAAAACAUCGUAAGAUUUUAUUCCGAUCCUUAAUUAAAUACACAAUUGUAAUUAAUAUGUGACAGCGAUACGUGUAUUGCAUUUGUAAAUGUAAAAUUAAUAAAAUAUAACAUUCGUAACUAAUGGUUAGUUUUAAUGUUCCUCAAAUUAAAAUUGUGUAUCAAUAGAUCGAUAGAAAAUAUUCUCUGACGAAUCUUAGAACUGAAACAUCAGGAAUCAACUUUACAUUACUAAGCUACAGUUAGAUAUUACUGGAUAAAUAGAGAAUACUACUAGCGUUACGAUUAUGCUUCGUCGGUUAAAAAUAAUGAGGGCACAAACAUAAAUAAAUAUCUUCCGCUCCAAUCUUGACGCGUUUUCACUGGUUUUUAUACAUAUAAAUUAGUCUUAUCAAAAUCAAGUAGUGGGUUAAAUGUUACAUAAAAUGUUUACGACGACACAUUUUGAAUACAUGCAAGUUCGGUCUGCGCGCGCGACGGUCUACGUCCGCGUCACGUGACUAGGCACAACGAACAGCAGCGCGUCAACGCUAUCCAUAUCCAUUGUGAUCCACAGCAAUCCAUCCGUAUAAACAUGAAUUCUGCAGCAUUUAUUAGUAUUACCUAUGUAUAAGCUUACAAUGUACUUAUAAUACGAGUGUCAUAUUGGCAGUAAUCGUGUUUAUGGCAACGUGAAUUUGAAUUAAAAUAUAUUUUUGGUCCAAAUUUUUUUUUACAGUAUUCUACUAACGACUUUCACGUCCCGUUACUUUAUUAUACUU
Papilio xuthus (Asian swallowtail) is the source of this 2726-nucleotide messenger RNA. RefSeq names its product G kinase-anchoring protein 1. Bases 156 to 1145 code for a protein of 329 amino acids. The record is from RefSeq and is a predicted model, not a curated record. NCBI's taxonomy places the organism in Eukaryota, Metazoa, Arthropoda, Insecta, Lepidoptera, Papilionidae. Gene Ontology annotation, cellular component: Golgi apparatus. Gene Ontology annotation, biological process: signal transduction. The transcript is spliced from 7 exons.